This is a messenger RNA of Boleophthalmus pectinirostris (great blue-spotted mudskipper), 445 nucleotides long. RefSeq names its product actin-related protein 2/3 complex subunit 3-like. The record is from RefSeq and is a predicted model, not a curated record. The transcript has 3 exons. Gene Ontology annotation, molecular function: actin filament binding. The coding region runs from base 153 to 416 and encodes 87 amino acids. Gene Ontology annotation, cellular component: cytoskeleton; Arp2/3 protein complex. Gene Ontology annotation, biological process: Arp2/3 complex-mediated actin nucleation; regulation of actin filament polymerization. Lineage: Eukaryota; Metazoa; Chordata; Actinopteri; Gobiiformes; Gobiidae.
CUCAACACGUUUGGUGUAACAGCGGCCCCUCGUGACAUUCUCGCACACGUACACGUCCCCACUUCCUGUAAAUCUGUUGGGUGGGACUAGCGGAAGCAGCGUUCAGAUAUUUUCCCUUCGCUGUGCAGUUUGGUUGAUCUAUAUUAUUCAACAUGCCGGCGUAUCAUUCCAACUUGAUGGCAUCCGACACCAGGAUGGUGGGGAAUAUGGCUUUGCUACCACUCAAAACUCAGUUCAAGGGUCCUGCCAGAGGAGAUGGUAUUGACUCUGACAUAAUCGAUGAAGCUAUUUAUUACUUCAAGGCCAACGUUUUCUUUAAAAACUAUGAAAUUAAGGUAAGAAUUAUUUUACUAACACCACAUCUUUGCUGCAGUCAGUACACGUUUUUGAUUCUUUCUGUGCCUCAGCAGCUGUAGUCAUUCUUUCACAUGCUCUGGCUUGUUUU